Molecule: messenger RNA, 825 nt
Organism: Anopheles coustani
Lineage: Eukaryota; Metazoa; Arthropoda; Insecta; Diptera; Culicidae
Product: gelsolin-like
Exons: 2
Coding region: 1-825 (274 amino acids)
Biological process (GO): barbed-end actin filament capping; actin filament severing; actin polymerization or depolymerization
Cellular component (GO): actin cytoskeleton; cytoplasm
Molecular function (GO): phosphatidylinositol-4,5-bisphosphate binding; actin filament binding
Source: RefSeq, a predicted model, not a curated record
AUGUCUCGCUGGUUGAUCAUCUCGUCGGUGCUGUCGACUUUGGUCGCCGUCAGCCUGGCUACAUCGAUAUUCAUUGAACCUGGAAGCAUCAAAGCGGCGUUCAAAGAUGCCGGAAAAACGGUCGGUGUUGAGGUGUGGCGUAUCGAAAACUUUCAACCCGUAACCGUGCCGAAGCCAAAACAUGGAGAGUUUUACAACGGCGACUGUUACGUGGUGAUGAACACCAAGGAGGGCAAGAACAAAGUAAAGUCUUACGAUAUUCACUUCUGGUUGGGCACGAAGACUACUGAGGAUGAGGCCUUCACGGCGCAGUACUUCGCCGACAAGCUGGGCAAUAUGCUGAACGGAGUGCCGGUGCAGCACCGCGAAGUUGAAGAUGCCGAGUCGGAUCUUUUCUUUAGCUACUUCAAGGGAACUGUUCGCUAUCUGGAGGGAAGCGUCGCCAGCGGCUUCAAGCACGUCACCACCAACGAUCCGGGUGCGAAGCGCCUGUUCCAGAUCAAGGGUACGAAGAACAUUCGCGUCCGCCAGAUGGAGCUGGCUGUGUCGGCCAUGAACAAGGGCGACUGUUUCAUUCUCGAAGCGGACCGUGAGAUCUACAUGUACGUUGGACCGACGGCGAGCUGUGUGGAGAAGCUGAAGGCGAUCAUCUUCGCUAACCAAGUGCGCGAUCAGGAUCAUACCGGUCGCUCGAAGGUGCACAUUCUCGAUGAGUUUUCCACGCUCACCGAUCAGGAGAACUUUUUUACCGUGCUCGGAUCGGGAUCGCCGUCGCUGGUGCCCGACCAAUCAACCGCUUCAGCAGAUGCCGGAAUACAUUUGUAA